Molecule: messenger RNA, 597 nt
Organism: Quercus robur (English oak)
Lineage: Eukaryota; Viridiplantae; Streptophyta; Magnoliopsida; Fagales; Fagaceae
Product: protein FAR1-RELATED SEQUENCE 5-like
Exons: 2
Coding region: 1-597 (198 amino acids)
Source: RefSeq, a predicted model, not a curated record
AUGAAAAAGCUUCUACGUGACAAAGAUGCUAGCUUUGACAUGACACACGAUAAAGAAGAAGAAAGUGAUAUCAAGAACGUAAAAAGGGAAACAAGAUAUAUUAGAGUCAAUGAUGAAGACCUUAAAGAUAUUGAAAAUUUGCUUGGAAUGGCGGUACACAAUAAGGAUGAAGCAUAUAAAUUGUACAAUGAUUAUGCCAUACGAAUUGGGUUUAGUAUUCGAAAAGAAAAACCCAAAUAUUCAAAAGAUGGUAUAAGAAAACGAGAGUAUGUGUGUUCAAAAGAGGGAUUCCCCCGAGAUAAUGACCAUUUGGAUGAUAAGAAGUUCAAUAAAUUACAAACUAAGACUGGUUGUGAAGCGAGUAUCCUAUUUACAGUGACAGAUGGUGAGUGGAAGGUUACUCACUUUAAUUCUAAUCAUAAUCAUGAACUUGCAAAACCAGAAGAAAAACCGUUUCUAAGGUUGAAUCAAAAAAUAACUGAUGCUCAGUUAGGUGUAAUAAAAACUUUCAAGGAAGCGGGUAUAAGAACAAUAAGCGCAUAUACCUAUUUAGCUAAGAAAGCUAGAGGGUUUAAAAAUGUUGGAUUUAUAAAAUGA